Molecule: messenger RNA, 4635 nt
Organism: Paramecium tetraurelia
Lineage: Eukaryota; Ciliophora; Oligohymenophorea; Peniculida; Parameciidae
Exons: 5
Source: RefSeq, a predicted model, not a curated record
AUGAAUAGUUAAGAGAGAACAAACAAUCACAUAUACAAGCCAACCGAAGGGGAUUCAUAAUACUAGAUUAUCAUAAAUAAGGAUUAAGAAAUAACUCGACAAUAAAUAGUGAUUAGAUUGUAAGGCUAAAAUUUGAAAUUUUCUGUGCCAGACACUGAUGAAGCCUAAGAAUUAAGCUCUCUGUUAUAGUAAAGGGAACAAUUACCAAAUAAUUAAUAGCUAAACUAUGUAGAAUAAAUUUUUCAAAAAUAUUAUGAGUAUGAAGAACGAUUUAACCAAUUUUUCACAUGUACUCACAAUAACUUUAAAAUUACAUUUGAUCUUAACUAACUCAUAAUUACAAUUGUCUAUUGGAGUACAUUUUUUAGUGUUCUCUCAGAAUCUUUAGCUAUCGAAAACAGCUCAAUCAUACAAAAUGAUAAAAUACGCAAAUAAAUAGCUCAUUAAUUGCCUGUCUACGCAUUUUUGUAUACAAUCUCUUCAUAAAUAUGUUAACAAAUAAAUAAAAUUUUAAUUUGGAUACUUUUGUUUAUAUGUUUAAUAAUAAUUCCAUUAUUUGUACUCGUAGGAUACCAUCUUAAUUUCUUUGGAAAUUACGAUGGAUUUUCGUAAGAUUAUGCAGGUAUAGGAUAUUGCAUAGUAAGUUUUGCAAUUUUUAUAAACUCACUUAUAAAUAGAGGAUUUUUAAUUUUUAUAAAAAAAGUCUCAUCAGCUAUCCUGGCUACCUUAUUUAAUUGCAGCUUCUGUGUAUUAGUGUCCUAUUUCAUUCUUUUCAAAAUAGUAGCCUUUAUAAUAUUGGUUUAAUCGACAAAAUUAGAAUAUAUUGUCGAUAACAUUACUUCAAUAGUUGCACCAUCUACCUUUUUAGUACUUUUAUUUUUUUCAAUUUUCUUGAUUAAAGGAUUGUUCGAUUUAAAAAAGAAAACAAUUAAAUAUGACUUAUACUAGCUUUCGUAAUAAAAGUAUGCGGAUCAAGAAAUUAGAAAUGGAUACACUAAUUAUCGAAUGAACUAAAAGGCUAACAAAUUCUUUUCUAAAUUAAAACUCAAUUAUGUUGUGCCAAUUUUAUUCGCUAUUUCCUACGCUGUCAUAGAAAUCUUUUGUUAUGCUAAUCUAAUAAUUGGAUUAUAAUCCUAUGAUUUUGAAUAGAUUAUUACUUUCGGAUUUUUACUCAUGGCAAUACCAAUUUUCAUAAUUCUUGGAAUAUGUUUAAGCAAUUCAAGAUUCAAAAGGUAGAACAUAUAUUUAUACACACCUUUGCUAUUUGGUGCUAUUUUCAGUGUGAUUUGUAUUAAAGUAUGGAGUCUUACUAUUGAGAACUAAUACUUAAAAUCAAUUUCAAGAUUAAUAGGUAUAUGCCCAUUAUUAAUCUCAUUGAUGUGGCUUACAGUUGGAUUUUUUAGAUCAGAAAAAAGAAAUUAGAAACUAUUUGUAACCCUUUUCUCGUGUUAUUCCUUUGCCCUUCCUUUUGGAAUUUUCCUAACCUUUUCUGAAUAUUUUGAUGAUUCUGGUUUGGAAAUAGGUGCAUUUGUGUUAGCUAGUAUUGGACUGAUUCCAAUAGUACUCCUUGUCAUUUACUAUAUUUUUAUCGUGUUAAUCUAUUUGGUUAAAUUACCUUAGUAGGCAGAAAACCUAUAGUUUCUUCCUUUUGAGUACAUAAACCUAAACAAUUAUGCGGUUUGGUAUAAUGCUAUAUGCUAUAUCAUAUCAUUUUAUUUGAUUUGUUAUUUUGCCUGGAAUGAACCAGCCACAGCCACAGGAACAAAGAAAGGAACAAUCAUUGGUUUAUUGAGUAUUCAUACAGUCUUAUUUAUUUUGACAAGUAAUGCCUUGUCUCUUUAAGUAAAAGAGAGAACUCAAGAAGAGAUUGAUUUAUAAUAGAAUUUAACUUAUACUUAGAAGAUCACCAAUAGAAUUUAGGAUGGUACUACAGUUGGCAUUAUACUUCCAUUUAUCGUCUUAUUACCAAUAGGUCUAUCUGUUGAGAGUGAAGUAGCAAAGAAUGCUUUAUUAGCAAAUUCAAUUGGAGUUCCUUUGGCAGUGUUAUAUUACAAGUUUUAGGUUUCAUUGAAACAAGAAUCAGUCAACUAUUAAUAAUUUAUCCAACCCCUUGUAGUCAUAGUAGGUUGGACAUUUAUAAUAGGUCCUAUUGGAACUGUAUUUCCAAUUCUUGCUGAUUAUUUUGAAAAUUCAUCUCCAGAAUUUGCGUUAUUUGCUUAAUUAGCUGUUGCUUAUUCCAUUUUAAUUAUUAUCAUUAGUGUAACAGUCUUGUCUAUAUUUUAUUCCGUUUUGUUAAACAAAGAACAAUUAGAAAUGAAAAAGAAGGAAGUACUCAAAAUGGUAAUGCAUGAAUUUGCUGAAAAUGGCGUUUAUGCAACUGAAGAGAUUUCAUCUUUAUUAUUUGUCAGAUAUGUUCAACAUAGGAAUACGUUAAAGUUAGAGAAAGACUUAAUCUAAGGCGAUCCAAUCAAUAUGUAUGAGCAUCCAGAGCCCAGUGAGAAUCAUAAUAUAAAAAACAUUCUGGUGACAAAACAAGAUUAUGAAAAUAAAAUGAAAUUAGAUUAAAUUUAAGAGAAUAAAAGAGAAAAAAUAAGAAAGUCCUUGAGUGCAAAUUAUACGGAUACAUAAUCUCUAACUUCUGCAGAUACAAAAAAAUAACAAGAUAAAGAAGAACAUCAUGGCAUUUUAUAUCAAUUACAAGAUUGUUUAUUCUCUUGUUUAUUGUGCAGAUUUGGAUUUUACGAUUUAGAGUAAAUGGAAUUAAAUGAAACUAAUAAAAAACUAGAAAAAUUAGAAUUAGAUAAAUUAAAAAUGAUGGAAGAAUAAAGAAUAAAAUACAGAGCUAGAAUAGGGAGUGAGAGAAGAUAAUCGACUUUGAUACGUUAAGAUCCCAAAUAUUCAGAUUAAUUUAGCAAUAUAUUAUAUGGAUAAAAGGCAGAAAGAUUUUGGGUAGCUCUUUACAACAUGUUCUUAAAGUAAGGUGACUUUACAAGACUGUUAGAGAUCUUAGCACUUGAAAAAGACCCUGAGAUAUUAAAACAAUAUUCAAGCUAUGAGGAGAAAAAUGAAGCAUUUACAAUAUCAGACGAAGAUUUUGGUUUGUUAUUGUACGAUAAUUUUAAAGACAAACAAUAAUCCUAUGAUGAAAUUCUUAAAAAGUAAGCAGUAAGUAAUUUCCAUCGUUUAAUUAAGGAAUAUCCUGAAUUAUAUCCAUCACUACCUAGUUUCACUAAUGUUUAGAGUAUGAUUUAAUCAUAAAAUUUAACCAAAACUGAGAAGUUUAAUGAGAGUAGAAAAUGUUUCAACAAAAUAGGAGAUAUACAUGCAGAAUAGGAUGGAAAUGCUGAAGAAUAUGAAAGGCUUAAUUAGAAAUACAAUUAACAAUUAAAAGAAACAGAAAAUAAGUACAGAAUGAAGGAACCUAAUGGUUGUGAAAAGCGGAUUUGGAAAGUAUGUAAAUGCAUUCAUACAGCAAUUUGGAUAACACCCAAAAAAUAUACUUAAAACAUUAUGAAUCAAUUAGCAGACCUAUAUAGCAAAAUUACUCCUAUUGAACCGAAACCCAAUCCCAUAAGUGAGGAUUGGAAUAGAAUAGCUCCAAAAAUAUGCAAUUGCUUAGUUGAUGAAUUUAAUAAAUUUGACAGAAAAGCUAAUGAAUAAGAAUUUCAUUUCCAAAUUACAAUCACAAAUUGUUUGGCUGUGUUUUUAAGAUGCUACGAUCUAUAUGGAUUAAUAACAUUAGCAUUUGAUUCUCAAGUAGGUUGGUUUGGAAAAGGAUCUGAAUUCAAACCUAUAAAAAUGGUAGAUUAUUCAGCAAUUUGGAGUGAAUACAAUUUUUUCUUCUUUAUGGCUUUGGUGAUGAGUAUUGCUUAUAUAGUUCUAGGAUUAAAAGCUAGUAAAUAAAUAGCUGAUAAUUCAUUUGGUUUUGAUGAUGAUGGAUCAAUAGCAGGAAUUAAGAGUUUAAGAUUCUGGUUGAGUAAAACCAUUUAAGUGAUUAGUGGACAAUUUAUAUUUGUAAUGAAGACAUACAUUGAUGCCUUUAUUUGUGAUUAUAGCGAAUAUCCAUACAUUUUAGUAAGACAACCCUCAGUAGAAUGUAUGAGUGAUCUACAUUUUUUAUAUAUCACUUUUGCAAUUGUAGGCUGUGGAAUUUACUAUCCUUUGUCAACAUACUUGCAACCUACUUUUCAGUUUAUGGAUCGUUCAUUAGACCUUAAAUACAAAUCAAACUUUGUAGUGUUAUACAUACAAGCAAAACUAUUGAUUUUAGGAUCAAGCUCAGUAUUUUCUAAUUUGUAAGAAUCUGCAUAUUUAUACUAAAUGCUUUUCUCAUUUUUUGUGAUGAGUGGCUUAGUUUAUUUCCAUUUCAAACUUGAUCCUUGCUAUAUUAAAUGGUUUAAUACAGUAGACAGAUCUUUAUUACUGAUUCUAUGCUAUUUCUACUUUGGGGCAUUCAUUAUUAUGGCUAGCAAAAAUGUUUAAGUUGGCUGGGCUAUAUCUUUAAUUUUUACUGGUUGUACAUUAAUAUACCUGGCUUAUUUCUUGAUUUAAGAGAGAAGGAGAAUUAAGAGAAACUAAUCAACAUAAGUUAGACCAUUAGAUGUUUAGAAUACUAAUUCAAUAAGGAGCACUUGA